This is a messenger RNA of Schistosoma intercalatum, 543 nucleotides long. NCBI's taxonomy places the organism in Eukaryota, Metazoa, Platyhelminthes, Trematoda, Strigeidida, Schistosomatidae. The record is from the annotation of a GenBank genome assembly.
AUGGUUAAGAGUGAUUUACUAUUGACUCCAUAUCAAAUAUUUAUAUUACCAUGUAUUACCCUUAUUUUUUGGUCUCUAUUUCUUAUAGUCUUCAGAAGUGAUGGAAGUGGGAGAUGGUUUGUAGACAUAGAUUCGUUUAUUCUCAAUUCAUGGACACAUUCAAAUGUAACAUGGUUUGUGUUUAAUGAAACGAAGGAAUUAUGUUCAUGUCCAACCGAAGAUUUUAAAACAUGUAAUUCUACUCAUAUGAACAAUGAAACAGAUUACUUGUGUACAUAUCCCACUGAUAUUGGUCCUGAUGAAAUCACCUACUGUACCAAGCCGAUUAUUGUGGACACCGAACGUUAUUCGUUCUCUUUGCAUGCGCAUUUCGUCUUAAAACAAGAUGAAACUAUAGAUCAUGAUAAUGAAUCUAUAUUUCUUCAUGUAAUAAACAACACCAAAAAUAAUUGCCAACAUUAUGGAGGAUAUUUAUUGGAGUAUAAAGAACACUCAGAAAUUUGUCCGUUUUGUAUCAUUCAAAACAACACUUGCAAACUCUGA